Lampris incognitus (smalleye Pacific opah) is the source of this 1916-nucleotide messenger RNA. RefSeq names its product NADH:ubiquinone oxidoreductase subunit V3 (gene ndufv3). Lineage: Eukaryota; Metazoa; Chordata; Actinopteri; Lampriformes; Lampridae. The record is from RefSeq and is a predicted model, not a curated record. Gene Ontology annotation, biological process: mitochondrial ATP synthesis coupled electron transport. Gene Ontology annotation, cellular component: mitochondrion. The transcript is spliced from 4 exons. Bases 63 to 1703 code for a protein of 546 amino acids.
GGGGUACCACUUACGGGCUAUAUAUUCUUGUUUCGACACGGGAACAAUAAUAAGAACACAAGAUGGCAGCCUUCCUGCUUCGAUUAGGACGAAUGGGCUCUGUAAAGUGUCUCCAGCUGGAGAGCUGGGGCAUCUUGAGGAGGCCCUCUGCUGCAGCACUUUGCAACCAGGCAAGAGAGCCCAAGAAGCCGGCUAAAAAAGCUAAGGCUGCAAGCAAGACCGUAGAGGCUCCAGAUGAAAGAGCAUCCCUGCUAGCCUACAAGACUGCUGUUGCCUUCCCAGUUAGGCUUUCAACCCCUGGAUUUCCCCCUGUUCAAGCUCUAGGUGAAACAGAGACAACAGCUGCUGCCAUGGAAAGCCAUACAGGGGAAUCUUGCCCUGCUGUAGAUGGGGCUGCAGUGGCUGGCAAAUCAGUGCCACUCUCUUCCGACAGUGCCACUGAAACAGCACCUCCUGUUCCAGAGGAGGCUGUUGUGUCAGAGGCAGCAGCACUAGUCACUGAAUCUGCUGCUGGUGAACCAGUGGAUGUGGAGGCAGCAGCCACAAAGGACCCAGAUGCCAUCUCAAACCCAGACCCUGCUGCAGAUUCCACACAGCCUAUUCUUGACACAGCUCCACCUGUAGCAGAUGGCGUGCCUGAAAUAGUUGAUACAGCACCUCUAGUUCCUGAAUCUGUGGUUGCUGCAAGUGCCAAACCCUCAGCUUCAAGUACAGCCAUAGCUACAGAACCAGCCACAGAUGGAACCUCUUCCUCAUCAUCCAGCGACUCAGAUUCUGACUCAGGUUCUGACUCUGAUUCUGAUAUUGAAGAAAAGGGGGGAGAAACACAGACAGGUGCUCAAAAGGAGACCCAAGCAGAAGAUGUGAAGGAGGAAGUUCCCUCAGAACCAAAGGAAAAGGUUACAUCUGUACCUGAUGCCACUUUUUCUACUUCUGGCGAAGGUGUGCAGGAGGCAAUGUCAGCUGAUGUUACCUCUGAUUCUAAUGUGGAAACAGCCCCCAGGAUGAGCUCUGAGGAGCUGGUAGACUCUGCUUCCAAAAUCUCUGCUGCCACUGAACAGGUUUUGACCGAAGCCGCUCCAGAAGUCAGUGCAGCUACCCAAGACAUAACGACAGGGGCCACGACACCACUCAUCCCUGAAUCCCCAGCAGAAUCUUCAGUCACAGUCACAAUGGAGGCCAAACCUGAGACUACCCCUGUCCUUGAAACUGCCCCUGAAGCUCACAUUGAGGCUAAAGCCCCAGUGGAGGGUUCCAUAGAAAAUGUAGUACCUGCCCUUGCUGAAGCUCAUGCCGAAGCCACCACUGAAACCCCUGCUGAAGCCCCUACUGAAGCUAUUGCUGAAACCCUUGUUAAAGCUUCCCCUGAAGCCACAGCUGAAACUCUUGCUGAAGUCCCAGCUGUAGCAGUUACCCCUGUGGAGAGUGCUGAGGAGCUGGUGGAUCCUGAUCCAGCUGUGGGUGAAGCUGCAGGAGAAGAGCUACAGGCAGAUGCCCAUGCUGAGCCUGAAGCAGUUGAGCCGUCAGAGGAGGCUGCAGCAGCAGCGGCACCCACAGAGCCUGAGGAGCCUUUUGACAUCAGCACUUAUAAGAACAACCAGCACCAUGACUACAACCCAUUCACAUUUGCAGACCUGGAUGUAGAGAUGGCCAAAUUCCGUCUCCCUCAGCCCUCCUCUGGCAAACUCUCACCUCAACACUAGAGAAGAUAGUCUGGACAUCAGAAUUGAACCCCCCCUUCCCACCACCCAUACAGUCUGUCUCUCUGUCUCUGUCUGUCUCUCUCUCUCUCUCUCUCACACACACACACACUCACUACCUUGUCUUUUAGAAUGAUGGUGAGUCGUUAAACCCUCCACCCUCAUUUGCAUGUAAUUCUGCUGUUAUUAAAAUGUUAUAUUAUUAAAAAACACAAA